CACUCCUGGCAGCCUUCAUUUUUAUUCUACUACUGAAUGAUAGCUAGCCGCUAGGGCUGGAAAUCAUGGAAGGCAUCGAGGCAAAAAGGCCUUCUAAAAACCCAAGGUUGAGUUGUAAUAAGUUAAUAACAUCACCUGUAGGGGAAAUAGCCAACUCAACAGGGAGAUACCAUUGGGCAACAAAGCUCCCUGACUUCAAUUUUCCAAUCAAAAGAAUGGAUUUCAUUGGUUGGUCAUGGGUGGGUGUUGAAGGAGGCUUUCCCAAGUCCUCAUAUCCAAUAUGAUGUACAACUCAGAACCAACCUUCAAGGAAGUUCAAAGUAGUCAAAUUUAAAAUUGUAUCCCCUUCUUAACAAUCCAUGUAGAUGCCCAUCCCCUCUCCCUUGCUCCCCCUUUGUCAUUUUCCCCUCUCUCCCCCUCUCUCUCUCUCUCUCUCUCUCCCCCCUUCCCCUCUUUUUUAUAUGAAGAAAAGUCACACCCAUAUAGGUGGAUUAGUUGAUCAACAUUAAUCACCAAAGCUUAACGUUGUAGAUCACACCACAGAGAGAGAGAGAGAGAGAGAGAGAGAGAGAGGUGAUGGCUGGUUUGCAAAGGUCUGAAAUAUCAUUUAGGAGGCAAGGCUCAUCAGGCUCGGUAUGGGAUGACAAGUUCUUAGCAGGAGCCUUGAACCAGGCGAAGCAAAAUGAUCAAGAAGAAGAACAAAAGGCUGAGGCCGGAGAGGCAAAGCUUUCACAAAGCCCUGCACCCAUCAGUGUGAUGGAACGCAGUCGAUCUAAUGGAGGACAAGCAUAUAAAACAGUCAAGGUUGCACCAGCCAUCGACCCACCUUCCCCUAGGGUCUCUGGCUGUGGUCUCUGUGGUGUUUUUGGGAAACCGGUCAAGUCCCACCACCGCCCCAAACGGGGUAAGCGUAAAUCAUAAAUUUCUGUACCUGUUCUACGGUGGCACAACAUCAUCUUCCAAUAAGGUGAACACAGCAUGUGUGCUUCUUGGUUUUUGUUUCCCCCUCUCACUGUCUUUACAUGGCCAUAUCCCCCAUAUAUAUAUAUCAUCAGUCUCGAAAAAAACUGAGAUACAAGAGUACUUCUAUUGCACAAACCAAAGGUAUAUGUUUGAUUAAUUUUUGUACGAAAACCCCUUGUUCAUGGGCUUCUCUCCUUUAGCUCAUAGAGGUAUUGAUGUAGUUCUGCUUGAUGUAAUUCUUGUGCAUAUUAAUGUCAUGGUUUUUGGGCUUGGAUCA
Vitis vinifera (wine grape) is the source of this 1240-nucleotide messenger RNA. Its product is annotated as MAPK kinase substrate protein At1g80180. Bases 577 to 921 code for a protein of 114 amino acids. The record is from RefSeq and is a predicted model, not a curated record. NCBI's taxonomy places the organism in Eukaryota, Viridiplantae, Streptophyta, Magnoliopsida, Vitales, Vitaceae. The transcript has a single exon.